This is a messenger RNA of Xenopus tropicalis (tropical clawed frog), 3399 nucleotides long. It is a transcript of the gene olig2, whose product is annotated as oligodendrocyte lineage transcription factor 2. The transcript has 2 exons. Gene Ontology annotation, cellular component: nucleus. Gene Ontology annotation, biological process: neuron differentiation; oligodendrocyte cell fate specification; regulation of DNA-templated transcription. Bases 115 to 981 code for a protein of 288 amino acids. Gene Ontology annotation, molecular function: DNA-binding transcription factor activity; protein dimerization activity. Lineage: Eukaryota; Metazoa; Chordata; Amphibia; Anura; Pipidae. The record is from RefSeq and is a predicted model, not a curated record.
AGCGGGGGCAGAGGGAAACCGGCGAUCACUGUCACACAAGGCAAGAGAGCGACAGAAUCGCUUCAGCUGCACCUGCACUAUUUCAGCCCUGCCAACAGGCCGUACCGUUUCUCCAUGGACUCAGACGCCAGCCUGGGCUCUAGCCGAGCCUCCUCCCCGGAGACAGAUGACCUGUUCCUACACUCACGGAAAGGCUUCUCUGGCGCAGUGUCUUCCUCCACUAUGAGCGACUCCCCCGCGGAGCUGAGUGCGGAGCUCCGUAACGCCAUGGCUAUGGCUGCGGCAGCGGGCGACAAGUUGGGCGCGUUUAAAGCUGCUGCAGCGGCCGCAGCGGCUGUCGCGGCCAAGAAGGACAAGAAGCAGAUGAACGAGUGCGAGUUGCAGCAGCUGAGGCUGAAGAUUAACAGCCGGGAGCGCAAGCGAAUGCACGAUCUGAAUAUCGCCAUGGACGGGCUGCGGGAGGUGAUGCCCUACGCACACGGGCCCUCGGUGCGCAAACUAUCAAAGAUCGCAACGCUGCUACUAGCGCGCAAUUACAUCCUGAUGCUAAACAACUCGCUGGAGGAGAUGAAGCGCCUGGUCAGUGAGAUCUACGGGGGGCACCACCACCAUGCGGCCGCCGCAGCCGCAGCAGCAGCCGCCUACCAUCCCUCGGCCUGCGGGGGGAUGAGCCAUGGGGCCCCCUUGCCCGGACACCCAGUGGCCCACCACCCUCUCCUGCCCACCCCAGCCUCCCUGGCAGCUUCCAGCCUCUCUGGGGUGAGGGCAGCACCCCCACCGCCUCCACCCCCUCCUGCCCCACCUGCCUCCCAUCCAUCUUCCCACGGUUUGCUGAAGUCUCCCAGUCCGGGGGCGCUGGGUGGGGGGUUCCCCCAUUGGAGCGGAAUGCCCUGUCCGUGCAGUAUGUGCCAAGUGCCCGCCAGUGCCCAUCACCAUCUGAGCAGCGCCACCCUGUCCCGGCUCAGCGCAGAUACCAAGUGACUGCCCCAUUCCCGCCUAUGUACAGAAAGGGUGGGCUUCUAGCGAACUGGGCUAGCGGAUACAGGGAUCCCUAUUGGGGGGUCCGGACUGCUCGGUAUACAGAGACCUGUGCGGGAAAGACUGGGGGGCUUGUGUACAUACAACCCCAUUCACCCCCCUGGCCCAGGUACAAAGGAUCAGCACAGACAGAGCUGGCAAGGGACAAUGAGAACUGGCUACUUGGCAUCACUUUGUGGCUACAGGACCGUUGCCAGGGAAACAAUAAGAACUUGUUACUUUGUAUCACUCUGUGGCUUCAGGUCGGUUGCCAGGGAAACAAUAAGAACUUGUGACUGUGUAUCACUAUAGAAGGUACCCCAACCGGGGUAAAAGUGUCGGGGUGAUAGUGCCAGGGCUCUUGGUGCCUGAAUGCAGGUCUGGGGGGGGGGGGGCACGGCUCCCCUCGCUUUUGCCUUGAUUUCUUAAUAGAUUAUAUUGCGGGGGGGGGGGGUCUGGUUGGCACUUUGGUUUUGCUGUUGGCUAUGGAAUUGGCUAUUGGAUGCCAAUCACCUCUCACCCAGCAGAGCUCAGUAAAGGAGCAGUAAUGUCCCUCCACAGUAACUGUAGCUACGGAUUGGCAUUCCUGUUUUCAAAGAGGUCCGGUAGCUGAGGGGUAUGAAUUUGGGGGGCGCUUUGGCCAAUUAGAUGUUCAGUUGACCCCCUGGUUGUCUCACAUUAUCCUGCAUUUAUUGUUUCAUGUGAUAUAGAUUCUGGCAACCAUUAGACUUAUUUAACUGCCCAUUGGUUCUACAGGCCCUCAGGGGGCACAGAAUGGCAUAGGUGCCUUAUUGCCCUCUGGUACCCAAUCAGCCUUCAACUCCCAGGCACCUAAUCCUUAUCUGCCCCUCCCUUACCCUGACAGCUUUCAUGGUUUAACUAUUGAAGCCUUGGGGUUCCCUGGCAGGUAUGCCCCAUGCCCCUACAGAAUGGACUGUGGCCACUAGACAGGAUGGCGGGCAACCAACUGCCACUGAGUUCAGCCAAGCAAACACUAACUGGCGCUUAUGGGGCCAAUAGGAGCGGCACAAAGAGCCCUUACACCUGCCAUCAGUUAGUGACCGGGGCAGCUGCACCCUGCCCCACUUUACUCUAACAGCCAAACUCUUACUGCUGAAGCAGGGGGUCAUCUGCCCAACUCCCAGCAUCCUCUGCUGCUGUUAUGCUCUAUUAUUGUACAGUAUAUCAAUAUUCCAUCUUUAGUUUUUGAACUUGAUUUAGUUGUAGGUCAAAAACAAAGGGGGGGGGGGGUUCCAUUCUGCCCACUUGCAGCAGGGACGUACCAUAGUUGGGGAGGGCAGGGGUAUCAGAUUAGCAUCGCUGGCUCUGCCAUCACAUACAAUAAAUGACCCCCUCUGGGAUCCUGAUUGCAGAAAGAGGAGUCAAUGAACCAUAGAGGAAUAUCCAAUGAGGCAGAGCUGGGAGACCCCCAAUGAGCCAAUGAGACACAAGCAGCUGAGGGGGCACAGUGUCAUUUUCUUGCCGCUUGUGAGACACAUCAAAGGAUUUCCCCACAUAAAGUGAGAUGAAGCGGCCCCCCUGCAGGCAAGGCUUGGCUCCCAGUAAGUCACACUCCGAGACCACCCCAGUGACAGACCCACAGGCCUCCUUUACAUUCACAGAUCAUAGGCAACCCUUGCCACUCCGACUCUUGUUCCACUACAAUGAUUUCUAUGGAUGCUGGGAGUUGUAGUUCUGCUUCAGGCGGCGGCCCAAGGUUUAUCCCAUUUCCACCUGCUUAUUUACACUUCCCAGCUGCCUCUGCUCACAACUAACAACCCUGCCUUCACCCCUUGAAUUCAUGUGGCCCCACAUUUCUUUAUUAUAAACCCCCUCCCUCCCCACAAUAAACGAAAAAAUAAACAGUAAAUCGUGUAAUGUUUCGUAGCCCAGUGAAUCCGAUAGCAGCAGUCUAAUAUACUAUAAUAUUGUAUCUAAAUGUAUCACUAGGAAUGAUAUUACUGUGUUAUUCUCAUUAACACCCCCCCCCCGUGUUUGUUUAAUUAUCUCUUUUCUUUCGUUAUAAAUGUGGAUUCUGGUUCGCUAUUUUUAUACUGCCUGACAAAAGAAUAUUUGUAAAUAAGAUUGAAAUGCUCGUCCUUGGCGCACUUGUACAGAAUGCCUUACACUCCGCCGCUAAUUCUCUGUAAAUGUCGCUAUAAUAACGGAACCCUUUCCUUCCACCUGUCACUGCCUUCCAACAUUCAGCCCCAGCUCUGUUCCAUCACUGCCCAGAUAUAUUCUCAUCUGUUUAUUUUUGUACAAAAUAUGAAAGCGUGCUAAAAAAUAUUUAUUACUUUAUUUGGUUUUUGACAAAAAAAAACUCAACGAUGGUUGAAAGUUUGAAUAAAUACUUUUAAAUAAACGAAAGUGACCGAUUUA